UAAUUUAGUAUUUUUGUGUUAAUCUUUAUAUUUUUUAUAAUAUGUUUUACUAAUAAAGCUUUGUACAUGUAGUAUUGUUAAUAUAAAAAGGCUAUUUUAGUUGCAUUUGAGAUCUAUAAGAAAGUUAUUUAACUGACCUGCAUUUUCACCAGCUCUAAAUUUAUUCUUUAGAAAAUACUUCAAACGUGACACUAAGGUGCAAAACACACCCACGUGCACGCACACACACGGAUGCACGGAGACAAACACACGACACACACACAUUGUUUAAAUUAUUCUGUCCCCUUCCACACUAACCCUCACAAUACACAUUAAGCAUAUUUUAUUUUAAAGUAAAAUUCCAUUUAGUAUGUUUACUGAGUGGAUAGUCCUUGUACAGAACUUUUACAAGUACACACAGCUUAUUUUCAACAAUGUUUUAUUUACAGUGUCUUGUUAAAAUUGACAUUUUUAAUUGAACACUUACCCUUUUCUCAAUCCUCUCUUUUCUCAUCUUCUUUCCUCUUCUUCCUCUUCUUGGCACCAGACUGAUAGUGCCACCUUUUCCUUCUUAAUCUUUGCACAGUUUAAAACUAACGCACAUGAUGAAUGACACUGACACAACGAGCAAGUAAAUUACAUUUUCACGCACGGCAGAGGCCCCUAGUGGCCUCGGAGGCCCCAUGCAACUGCCAGAAUCGCUUAUUAGGUACAAAACAGGUGUGCACUGUAUUCAACCUGUCAGUCUGGCUAUUUCAGAUGGAAAUUGUGCAGUACUAGAGAGUUAAGAGAUGCUGCUCACAAACAAGAUCAUUUUGGCGUCUUGGCCUGCAAACCACACACUUUUAGAUAUGCAUACUCAGAAAAAAAUGAUAAAUAAUGUAAUGAUGUGUGCACACACAUACCAGAAGGUAGUGGCUUAUAUUAUGUUUAGUGUCAAUGCAAGAUAGAAGGUGAGGAAGAUCUGUGUGAGAAAAUUAAUUUUGUUGUUAAUUAUAUGAUUUUAUUUUCAUGGUUAUUCUUUUAAGAUUAUACUUUAGUGCUGUAGUAUAAUUUUGCUGCCGCUGCUUUGUAGGCUUCUCAUUAAAUAGGUAUUUUUUAUGUAACGAAAAAUCGCUCUUUAUUACUCGCGGGAAAAGUUCGUUAUUUUCGCGUGAAUGACGCGAUCUGACAAAUAUUUUCAAACUUUGAGGAAGACGUGCGGCCCGAUUCGCAUCAUUCGCAUCGCCUGCCGCAAGUUUGCAUCUAUUCGCGUCUUUGCAUUUUGUCUGUAAUUCACACGCGCAAAACAUUUAAUUCACGUUUGGUGUUAACCCAGUGUUAGAGCAUACAAGUAUUUGAACCUCAAAAUUAAAUAAUAAAUGUGGGGGUAAACUACAAAAAGGUUCACUUUUUGAGGAAAAGAACUGCCCCUCCACAAGGCUGGCUACUGUAUAUUUAUUUCCAUCAAUUGAGCCUCCUUAAUCUUAGACACUGGUCAAUUAAAGCAGUAUAGUGGAUAUAUACUCUAGGCUAUGCUGUAUCGUAAAUAAGUUAAAAGGCUUCGUUAUUAUUUAUUACUACUGUUUAUUUAUAUCAAUAAUUAGGUAUUUAUUAAUGUAUAGAUGUAUAGAUUUGACUUGAACAUACGGUAGAGCAGAAAUAUUCAGUCACCAUUGUUUCUGCUUUUGUUGGUUGGAUUGAUGUGCUCACAGUGUUAGUCAUCAGUCCAGUUGUGUAACGUUAAUGUGGAGUUUUGCCAGGUCAGGUCAUAAACAAAGAUGCUGAGUUCAGUUGUUUGAGGAGCACAGUGGUUGGAUGGACUGUCGCUGUAGAACAACACAGCAAAGCGGAGGUGGACUGGAUGUUUGGGAGUAAUGCUUUGCUGGCUGUAUCCUGAAGAAACUAGGAUUUGUCUAUAAUUUAGAAUAAUAAAUUGAUGGUUAAAGGUUAUAAUCCCUACUGUAGUAUCUGGAUAAGAGAAGUGCUCUGUCUAAUCUUCUAAUGUCCCAUUGGCUGAGAAACUGACCCGUGUGGGCAGCAUCUGCCAUCAUCCCCCCACCAUCACCUUCUCUACAAAACUCUCAGGAAUUACAUCACAAUCCCACAAUGCUUUGCUGAGCAUGCUGCAGUGAGUUAGCAUUUAGAGAGUUGGAGAGGAAGGACUAAGAGUUGACAAAAGAGGUGCUGGCUGAGACAGUGUUAGGAUGGCCACUGAAGCUUCUACCCUCCCCAGCCCUAUGGUACGUCAGAUCGACAAACAAUUCUUGAUUUGCAGCAUCUGUCUGGAUAGGUACAACAACCCCAAAGUCCUCCCCUGUCUUCACACCUUCUGUGAAAGGUGUCUACAGAACUACAUACCCGCCCACAGUUUGACUCUGUCCUGCCCGGUGUGCCGUCAGACCUCCAUCCUGCCGGAGAAGGGUGUGGCGGCACUCCAGAGCAACUUCUACAUUACCAACUUGAUGGAGGUGCUUAAGAGAAGCUCAGACACUAACCUAGGCGAGGACUGCACAGAGACUAUCAACAUAGUGACCACUGGACAACUACUUUCUUGUCCCAAUCAUGGAGGAAAUGUAAUGGAGUUCUACUGUCCACCAUGUGAGACAGCCAUGUGUGAGGAGUGCACCUGUGGAGAACAUGCAAAACAUGCUACGGUCCCACUCAAAGAUGUUCUCGAACAACACAAGGCCUCCCUACAGGAGCAGCUGAAUUCUGUCAAAAACAGACUUCCAGAAAUUGACUCUGCGCUUCAGGUUUUGUCCGAGAUUCUGCAGCAGCUGACCAACCAGAAAAGUUCAAUAGAAGAAGUAAUUCACGCUACUUUUGAAGAACUUCAGAAGACCCUCAACAUUCGCAAGAGUGUUCUUCUAAUGGAGCUUGAGGUCAACUAUGGACUCAAACAGAAGGUGUUGCAGAUGCAGUUGGAGUCAUUGCUGCAGGGUCAGGAGAGCAUGAUCAGCAGCUGCAGUUUUACAGAGCAGGCUCUUAACCAUGGCUCUGAAGCUGAAGUCCUGUUAGUGAAGAAGCAGAUGAGCGAGCGUCUUGAUGAGCUGGCUAAUCAGGUGCUCCCACUUCAGCCAGAAGAGAACAACCAGCUGGACUUCUUGGUAGAGACCGAAGGGCUUCGUAAAUCCAUCCACAACCUUGGUGCUAUAGUAACCACCAAUGCUAUUGCUGCUGAAACAAUUGCCACCGGUGAUGGAUUGAGACACUGUGUUGUCGGGCAGCCCACCUCUGUUACCAUAACGACGAAAGACAAAGAUGGCAGCCUGUGUCGGGCAGGAAAUGCUUUGCUCACAGCUAACCUUUCUGCUACUGAUGGGCCCAUAGUGGUAGCAGGUGAAGUCAUUGAUCAUAAAAAUGGCACUUAUGAGUUUGUAUACGUGGUACCCUGUGAGGGGCGCUUCACCCUCUCCUUGAAUUUGUACGAUCAGCACAUUAGAGGUAGUCCAUUCAGCAUACGUGCCAACAAAUCGGCAGACAUUUCUGCAUCUGAAGACGGAGACAAGAGACGCCUCAAAUCUCCAGGAAGCAGCCAUGUGAAACAGCGAGCCAUCAAGCGGCCUGCCAGCAUGUAUAGUAGCUGCAAACGGAAAGAAAACCCAAUUGAAGAUGACCUCAUGUUCAGGAUCGGAACAAAAGGCAGAAAUAAGGGUGAAUUUACUAAUCUGCAGGGAGUGGCUGCUUUUGCUGGAAAGGUCUUAAUAGCGGAUAGUAACAAUCAGUGUGUUCAGAUAUUUUCAAAUGAUGGGCACUUUAAGAGUCGCUUUGGAGUGAGAGGCCGAUCCCCAGGACAGCUUCAACGGCCCACUGGUGCUGCUGUGCACCCCAAUGGUGAAAUCAUAAUUGCUGACUAUGAUAACAAAUGGGUCAGUAUGUUCUCCAGUGAUGGGAAGUAUAAGACUAAAAUUGGCUCAGGGAAGCUGAUGGGUCCAAAGGGUGUAUCAGUAGACAGAAAUGGUCACAUUAUUGUGGUUGACAAUAAGGCUUGCUGCGUCUUAAUUUUUCAAGCUAAUGGAAAACUUGUCUCCAAAUUUGGCAACAGAGGAAAUGGUGACAAGCAAUUUGCAGGACCUCAUUUUGCUGCAGUCAAUCAAAAUAAUGAAAUAAUCGUGACGGACUUUCAUAAUCAUUCUGUUAAGGUGUUUAGUCCAGAGGGGGAGUUUCUACUGAAGUUUGGGUCAAACGGGGAAGGAAAUGGGCAGUUCAAUGCACCCACUGGUGUUGCUGUGGAUGUCAAUGGGAAUAUCAUAGUGGCUGAUUGGGGCAACAGCCGAAUACAGGUGUUUGACAGCAGUGGAUCCUUCCUUUCCUAUAUCAAUACAUCGGCAGACCCUCUGUAUGGCCCGCAGGGACUGGCUCUCACAUCUGAUGGCCACGUUGUCGUGGCAGACUCUGGAAAUCACUGUUUUAAAGUUUAUCGCUAUCUUCAGUAGCACUCUCCUAUCCACAAAAGGAUAUUUGCACUCAUUCUUUAAAGCUGCCACUUUUGUGCCAAAUGGGACACUCGCAGAACACAGUUGUUUAUUUGUGGCCUCAUUCAUGGCUUUUUCAUUUUUUUACUUAUACAUUUGCAAAACUAGACAAUCCUACACUAAUUGCUAUCUUUGGUUUUGCAGUUAAGGAUUUUUAUAUAUAAAGCUGUGUUAAGUUAUGCUAUGGUAGAAAUGCAUACACAUGCACACAAGUACAAAUACCAACACCCCAAAAUAUCAAACUUUUGUCAUCUACGUUGGGACAGAAUAUUUCUUAGUUUAAAAUAGCACCAUCAGGAUUAUUUAAUAUGCCAUUUUAUAUGCUCUUCUGACUGUACUGAUCACUGUGAUGCACACAAUUGCGUUUGAUAUAAUCUGUGUAUGGAUCCAUUGUCAUGCAUGAAUGUCUGUCUAAUGACUUUAACUAACACACAAUAUGCAAGGAACAAAGCACUUGAUACGCAGGCAGAAUUCUACAGAAAACAGCUUAUCUGUGUGUUCUUUACUAUUGCUGCACAAUUUUUUUUUUAACUGUGAUUGUAUUUAUUGAAGAAAGUAAAUUUUUGAUCUCAACCAGGGGCCCGUUUCAGAAAGGAGGUUUAGUGAAAAAAAGUGAGAAGUAUAUUAAGCCUGCUAUGAGGGAAACUCUGGGUUUUCUGUUUCAGAAUGUGAGGUAUGUCAAACCCAUUGGGGUUUGUACUUCAUUGGGAUGUACUUUGAUUUCAGGAGAGCAAUUUAGGGCUGAGUGGAAUUUUGUAAUUUUCCUGUGCAUUUUUAUUAAAACUGUACCGUUUUUCUCUACAGUGAAAUUAGAUAUAUCAAAAUAUAUCUCAUCCAUGCUAACAUCAAUAACAUAAGCCAUCUUACGUGUAUUACACCAGAGCAUAAUUUUCUAUGGACAAUGAAAAGUUACUUAAUAAAGUGUAUAAAUAAUGUGCAUGAAUAAAGAAAUUAAUAAAUACAGACAUACAAGCAGAAAUUAAGUGAUAAAGGUAAUAAACAAGUAUUUUCGAUGUGCAGCAACUCCAACUCAAAUCUGCUGAGAGCAGGGUUCAAACUGGUGAUCAAUCUAACUUUGCACAAGAGUCUGUUGACCUACAGCAUGACCUACAUCAUGACGUCUCAGUUGAGUAACUGGAGCACUUAUCGCGAGUGAGAAAAUACAAUUUUUUAUAUUAUUUCUGUCUUAUUUCUGUUGUUUCAUUCAUUUAAUGAUUCAUUUAUUAGUUUAUUGGUACAUUUAUCAAAUUGUUACCUCCUUAUUGAAACGGGCCCCUGGGGAGUUUAUGUGUAUUAUUAAUAGAAAUGACUACCUUAUAACCAAUAAUGUACCACAUGUACAGGGACCCAAAAAUGAAAAUUCUGUCAUCAUUUAUUCAUCCUAAAGUUGUAUUCAUUUCUUUGUACGGAUUAACACAAAAAAAAGGUAUUUGGAAAAAUGUUAGCAACUGACAUUUCUGGGAUCUCAUUGACUACAAUAUUAGAAAAAGAUAUUGUAGCAUUUUUUUUGUUGUUCUGUUGAACACAAAAUUUGAUAUUUUUAGUAAUUUAGGAAAGCAAACAGUUCUAGGGCAGUUUUGACUACCGUUUUAAUUGUUACUACUAUGGUAGUCAGUGGUGUCCCAGAAAUAUCUUUCAUUUUGUUAAACAGAACAAAGAAAUGUAUACAGGUUUGGAACAAUGAUAACAGAUUGUUCAUUUUUGGGAGGGGUAUCCCUUUAAUUCACUUGAUGUCUGUAUGCAGCAAAACCCUUUGUGACACACAAGCUACCAAUGAAAAUGAGUGAAAAGGGAGCUUAAAAGUAAAAAAAAAUAUGGUUGUGAGAACACUUGCAUAAAUCAUUGUUGUUUAUGUAUUUAACAGUGAUUGUUUUGUGUUAUUAACAAACAAAAAUGUGUUUGUGUUUGAUACAUACAGUACUGUCAUGAUUCCAACUCACCUUGUCAGGUAUUUCUUGGUCUAGAGGUGGAAUCAUACAGAAUCCUUUGUUUCAUGUGGGAGAGAGACGAUUUUGACACUUAUUUGCCGCCAUACUCUCUCUCUCUCUAGUCUGCGUCAUUGUUCCCUACCCUCCUGUUUCCUAGUUUGUGUUAAUUAUCUCCCCUAUAAGAGUCCUCAUGUUUCUUUGUCCUGUGUGCGUUCAUUGUAAGUUGUACCAGUACGCUGUUUGCUAUAAGUGUUACCUUGCCCGUGUCUUACCUUGCCUUGUAUGCGUUUUGCUAUUUGGAUGUUCCUUGUUCCUUGUUCCUUGUUCCUUGUUCCUUGUUCCUUGUUCCUUGUUCCUUGUUCCUUGUUCCUUGUUCCUUGUUCCUUGUUCCUUGUUCGUGUUCCCCAGUCUUAGUAAGUGUAGUCCAGUGUUUGUUUCAAGUGUUUGUUUUUGUAGUUUUAGUCAGUGAGUCUCUUUGUUAACUUUAUUAUUUAUCCUGUAUUGUUUUCCCCCUCGUGGGUUUUUGGUUUGCCUGUUUUGUUAGUGUUAUUUGUAUAAUAAACUACCUGUUAACCCCC
Triplophysa dalaica is the source of this 6942-nucleotide messenger RNA. It is a transcript of the gene trim2a, whose product is annotated as tripartite motif containing 2a. Gene Ontology annotation, molecular function: translation repressor activity; protein binding; zinc ion binding. Gene Ontology annotation, biological process: protein polyubiquitination; proteasome-mediated ubiquitin-dependent protein catabolic process; negative regulation of translation. The transcript is spliced from 14 exons. The coding region runs from base 2166 to 4397 and encodes 743 amino acids. The record is from RefSeq and is a predicted model, not a curated record. Lineage: Eukaryota; Metazoa; Chordata; Actinopteri; Cypriniformes; Nemacheilidae.